Messenger RNA from Rattus norvegicus (Norway rat), 2617 nucleotides. RefSeq names its product solute carrier family 35, member F2 (gene Slc35f2). The coding region runs from base 249 to 1376 and encodes 375 amino acids. Gene Ontology annotation, cellular component: endomembrane system; plasma membrane; membrane. The record is from RefSeq and is marked validated. Gene Ontology annotation, molecular function: choline transmembrane transporter activity; transmembrane transporter activity. The transcript is spliced from 8 exons. NCBI's taxonomy places the organism in Eukaryota, Metazoa, Chordata, Mammalia, Rodentia, Muridae. Gene Ontology annotation, biological process: transmembrane transport; tRNA queuosine(34) biosynthetic process from salvaged queuine; choline transport.
AGCUUCCCAAAGGUGCCAGGUGGCGAUCUGCAAAAGCAUUGUCUGGCUUUAAGGGCUUGACAGUUAACGAUUUGUCGCAAGAGCUGGGCGGAGGAGUACCGGGACCUAGGCGAGCGUACUAGCGAGCGCAGCAGGAGAGCAAGGCAGGGCGCGAGCCGAGUCCGCGCUAUCCUCACAGGCACCGCCUCCUGUCUUCCGGGCCCCAGCACUUCUCCGGGUUCCGGACACGCGAGGCUCGUAGGGACCCCAUGGAGGCUGAGUCGCCCGCUAGCACGAGGGCCAGCGAGCCCCGGGCGCUGGGGACGGUGGGCAGUAUCGGCAGCCAACUGAGCAGGAUCCGAGGCAAACUCUUCACCUGGGAUAUUUUGAAGACCAUAGCCCUGGGCCAGAUGCUGUCCUUGUGUAUUUGUGGCACAGCCAUCACCAGCCAGUAUUUGGCAGAAAAGUACAGAGUGAACACGCCCAUGCUUCAGAGUUUCAUCAACUACUGCUUGCUCUUCCUGGUUUACACCGUGAUGCUGGCGUUUCAAUCGGGCAGUGAUAACCUUCUGGAGAUUUUGAGAAGAAAAUGGUGGAAGUAUACUCUCCUGGGGCUUGCCGAUGUGGAAGCCAAUUAUCUGAUCGUCAGAGCGUACCAGUACACGACUCUGACCAGUGUCCAGCUCUUGGAUUGCUUUGGGAUCCCUGUGUUGAUGGCUCUCUCCUGGUUUAUUCUCCGGGCAAGAUACAAAGUGAUCCACUUCAUUGCCGUGUUUGUCUGUCUGCUGGGUGUAGGGACCAUGGUUGGCGCAGACAUAUUAGCCGGGCGAGAGGAUAAUUCAGGGAGUGACGUUCUUAUCGGUGACAUCCUGGUCCUGCUUGGGGCUUCCCUGUACGCUGUGUCUAACGUGUGUGAAGAGUACAUCGUGAAGAAGCUGAGCAGACAGGAAUUUUUAGGAAUGGUGGGACUAUUUGGAACAAUCAUCAGUGGCAUUCAGCUAUUGAUUGUGGAAUAUAAAGACAUUGCCCGGAUUCAAUGGGACUGGAAAAUUGCCCUGCUGUUUGUGGCGUUCGCCCUCUGUAUGUUCUGCCUGUACAGCUUCAUGCCAUUGGUGAUGAAAGUCACUAGUGCCACUUCAGUCAACCUGGGCAUCCUGACGGCUGACCUCUACAGCCUUUUCUUUGGGCUUUUCCUAUUCGAGUAUAAGUUCUCAGGACUCUACAUCCUGUCAUUCACAGUCAUCAUGGUAGGCUUCAUCUUGUACUGUUCCACCCCAACACGCACAGCAGAGCCAGCAGAAAGCAGCGUACCCCCCGUCACCAGCAUCGGGAUCGACAAUCUGGGACUGAAGCUUGAGGAGAGUGGUCUCUCAGAGACCCACUCUGCAGUCUUGUAGCUGGACAAGCCACAGACUCCAGCGAGCAUGCCACCGGGAGAGAGUAGAGCCUGCCACUGCCAAGGGCCUAUCUGAGGGGACAUCAGCCUCAGAGGGAAAGCCCACUGUAUUGGAUUACAUCAGUGGUUAGAUGGUAGAAAGGAACGCUGAUCAGUGAUUCCAAACUAGAAAUACCAAAGCAGAGCAGAGAGUCCGAGGGCAGUGUUUCUGUGUGUUGAGUGCCAGUUCUUGUCACCGUCAGAGAGACCAGUGCAAGGCCCCUUGCUGGGGUCUCAGAGACACAUAUAAGAAGAGAAGGAAGGAUGGGGGACCUGCUUCAGGGCUGUUUAGGUAGUUAGGAGUUGGGACAGUCUGGGAUGGUUGUGCAAUAAGAUUCCUCUGUUGGAAGCCUCACAUUUUUGUUCUGCGGGGGCAGUCACUAUAAGUAUGAGCCUUAUGGAAUUUAGACACCCACUGGCUGCUUCCUUGGUGGCAGGUGGUGCGGAAAAUGGGCGUGGCAGCACUCGAGAACUCCCAAGAUAAACUGUGACUACUUUGAAAGCAGCUAAUGAGUACAGGAAUCCUCUCCCAGUUGUGUUCUUUGAUGUCUUAUAACAAGUCCCGCCCGUCUGUCCUCUUUCUCCUCCCUAGCCACGUUUGCUCCUGUGUUCUGAGUUCCAGAACAAACUGCUCUCAACGCCUGUUACAUUGGGCAUCCCACAUUCAGCCCCACACUACAUCCUGAAAGUUCUCCCAAGCAAAUACACUCCUGUUACCCUUUUAAAAAUGUCCCUGGUGCCCAGGAAUAGUCAUCCCCAUUGUCCUUACCUCGCUAAGCCACAGUUUAGAGAAUUUACCUGCUGCAAGUUCUCCUAGCAGGACAAGAGCUUGAGAAGUUGGUUGCUGUCUCUGGUUGGGAAAAAAAAAAGCAUUAUCAUUAAAAUGGAAACAAAAUGCUAAUCAUUUCCCAUGGAAGAAAGGAGCAGUGAGCAGUGGUUCCAAACCAGAAACACUAAAGUAGGUCGGUGCUGGGCUUCUGGAAUCCUGACUGAGAGGAGAGUGUCUUCCUUGUUUACACCAGUUUAUGAUGCUCGUGGGUUUCUGACACUUCCGCAGCACGGCGUGAACAUGCAGCUUCAGCAUAAUGUCAGCCACCAGGAUGUCACCUUUAGAAAACUCUAUGUAAAUGGUUUUUGUAUAGGUAUAAUAAAGAAAUUUGGGGUAAGUGUUCAUAUUAUUAAAAGACUUUAAACUCAUGGAAA